AACAACGCCCCCCACCCCCUCCCCCCGUCCCCACCCGAACUCUCCGGGUCUUCAACAAGCAGCGACCAGCGGGGGAAGAGCCGUGGGUCGGGAAAGUGCAAACGUUAACGCCACGUCGACUAAAACAAACAAACUCAACAGUUGUUUCAGUCUCUCGGAGUUUUCACCGUGAAUCAUGCUGGACCCUUCCUCCAGCGAGGACACCGGCGGGGAGUCCGACCCAGAAGUUGUCCAGGCGGCUCCAAGGAAACCGUCUGCUCCCUCAGCGGGGAAACGUGGGAACACCAGCCGGGCGAGCAGCCAGCGGCGGCAGUCCUCCGCACCUGGAGCAGCCCCCGGGAAAGGUGCGAAAGACAGCAAGGCUACAGGUGACGACGACGAGGAGGAGGAGGAGGAGGAGAGGAAGGAGCGAGAGCGGAUCCAGAAUGAGGAAAAGGACAGGAAAAUUAAACUGCAUAUUUAUGUGUUCGUCCUGCGGUGCAUAGCGUACCCGUUCAACGCCAAGCAGCCCACCGACAUGGCCCGGCGGCAGCAGAAGGUGAACAAGCAGCAGCUGCAGGCGGUGAAGGAGCGUUUCCUGGCCUUCCUCAACGGGGAAACUCAGAUUGUGGCGGAUGAAGCUUUCUGCAACGCCGUGAGGAGCUACUAUGAGGGCUUCCUGAAGAGCGAGCGUGUUUCUCGGAUGGUUCAGAGUGGCGGCUGCUCGGCCAACGACUUCCGCGAGGUCUUCAAGAAGAACAUCGAGCGGCGUGUUCGCAGCCUCCCGGAGAUCGACGGCCUGAGCAAAGAGACGGUGCUGACCUCCUGGAUUGCCAAGUACGACGCCAUCUACAGGGGAGACGAGGACAUGCGGCGUCAGCCACAGCGGGCUCACCUGAGUGCCGUGUCGGAGCUCAUCCUCAGUAAGGAGCAGCUUUACGAGAUGUUCCAGCAGAUCCUCGGCAUCCGAAAGUUUGAACACCAGCUGCUGUACAACGCCUGCCAGCUGGACAAUGUGGACGAGCAGGCAGCUCAGAUCCGCAGAGAGCUGGACGGAAGGUUACAGCUGGCCGAGAAGAUUGCCAGGGAGAGGAGAUACCCAAAGUUCCUCACGGCUGAAAUGGAGCCUCUUUACGUGGAGGAGCUGCGUUCUUCUGUCAACCUGCUGAUGGCGAACCUGGAGAGUCUGCCAGUGUCUAAAGGAGGUCCGGACUUCAAACAGAAGCUCAAACGCUCCUCCAUGAACAACUCCUUCCUGGACAUGGGAGACGAGGGAGACAUCCUGUCCAAGUCUGACGUCGUUCUCUCCUUUACUCUGGAGAUUGUGAUCGUGGAGGUCCAGGGUCUGAAGUCUGUGGCUCCAAACCGCAUCGUUUACUGCACCAUGGAGGUGGAGGGAGGAGAGAAGCUGCAGACAGACCAGGCUGAAGCCUCCAGACCACAGUGGGGGACCCAGGGGGACUUCACCACGACUCACCCUCUGCCCUCAGUCAAAGUGAAGCUGUUCACAGAGAGCACUGGCGUCCUCGCCCUGGAGGACAAGGAGCUGGGCCGGGUGGUCAUGAAUCCAACCACAAAUGGGCCCAAGCAGGCCGAGUUCCACCGCAUGGUCAUCCCAAAGAACAGCCAGGACUCAGAGCUGAAGAUCAAACUGGCCGUCCGCAUGGACAAACCGCCCAACAUGAAGCACAGCGGGUACAUGUACGCUCAGGGACAGAGAGUCUGGAAACGCUGGAAAAAACGAUAUUUUGUUCUUGUUCAGGUAAGCCAGUACACGUUCGCCAUGUGCAGCUACAGAGAGAAGAAGGCGGAGCCUCAGGAGCUGAUGCAGCUGGAGGGCUACACAGUGGACUACUGUGACCCUCAGCCAGGGCUGCAGGGCGGCCGGGUUUUCUUUAACGCGGUGAAGGAAGGCGACCUGGUGAUGUUCGCUUGUGACGACGAGCAGGACCGGAUGCUGUGGGUCCAGGCCAUGUACCGAGCCACCGGACAGUCCUACAAACCGGUCCCCCCGCUGCAGAACAAAACCACCAACUGCAGAGGAGGACUCCAGAAACCAGCAUCCCCCAUCAGUCUGGAUCCGUCUCAGCGUCAGGGGGUGGAGGAGCUGAUUUCUGCAGCGCCGUGUCUCUUCGACCACGCCGCCCUCUUCACCAUCUUACAGAAAAACACUCUGCAGCACCGCAUGAGCGACUCUUUCUCCUGCCUGGGAUGGUUCAGUCCCGGUCAGGUGUUUGUGCUGGAUGAGUACUGCGCUCGGUACGGCGUUCGAGGCUGCCACCGUCACCUGAGCUACCUGAAGGAUCUGAUGGAUUAUUCAGAGAACAGCGCACUGGUCGACCCCACGCUGCUGCACUACAGCUACGCCUUCUGCGCCUCCCACGUCCACGGAAACAGGCCUGAUGGGAUGGGGACGGUGAGCGUGGAGGAAAAGGAGAACUUUGAUGCCAUCAGGAGUCGCCUCAUGGCUCUGCUGGAGAACCAGAUCACACAUUUUAGGUACUGCUUUCCCUUCGGACGACCAGAUGGGGCCCUGAAGGCAACGCUCUCCCUGCAGGAACGGGUUUUAAUGAAGGACAUCACCACGCCUGUUCCUCCGGAGGAGAUGAAGAAACUGGUGCAGAAGUGUUUGGAGAAUGCAGCUCGAAUCAACUACAGUCAGCUGAUCGAGUACGCUCAGAUCAAGGUGGACGCUCAGGCGGCUCCGGAGAAAAGACUAGAGGACAUGAUGCGACUGGGAGAGCUCUGCAUCGAAGUCCUGCAGCAGAACGACGAGCAUCACUCCGAGGCUUUCUCAUGGUGGCCGGAGCUGAUGGCGGAACACGCGGAGACGUUUCUGUCCCUGUACAGAGCCGACAUGGAUGCCGCUCUGCAGGUCCAGCCCGUCGACUCCUGGGACAGCUUCCCGCUCUUCCAGCUGCUCAACAACUUCCUGAGAACCGACCUUCACCUGUGCAACGGAGCGUUCCACAAACACCUGCAGGACCUGUUUGUCCCCCUGGUGGUGCGCUACAUCGACCUGAUGGAGUCGUCCAUCGCACAGUCCAUCCACCGCGGCUUUGAGCAGGAGACAUGGCAGUCUGUCAAGUCGUUAACUAACAAUCUAGCCAGCGUUCCUCUUCCCAAAGUCCCCAGCCUCCCUCUCACGCUGCCACAGAUGCCCAGCUUCUCAGCCCCCGCCUGGAUGGGACCGCUGUGUGAGAACACCCUGCAAGGGAUAAAUCUACCUGACAUCUUUAACGGCUCGGCCACAUCGGAGGAUUUGUUCUGGAAGCUGGAUGCUCUGCAGAUGUUUGUGAUGGACCUGCACUGGCCGGAGCCUGAGUUCGCCCAACAUCUGGAGCAGAGACUCAAACUGAUGGCCAGCGACAUGAUGGAGGCCUGUGUCAAGAGAACAAAAUCUGCAUUUGAUGCCAAAAUGAAUAAAGCGACGAAGUCAACAGACUUCAGGGUGCCGCUGUCGGUCUGCACCAUGUUCAAUGUGCUGAUGGACGCCAAGAAGCAGUGCGCCAAACUCUGCGUACUGGACACCGAUCAGGAGAUUGACAAACAAUGGCAACAGUACCACUCCAAAAUCGAUGUUCUGAUCGACGAGGCUUUCAAAGAAAUGAUUUCCUCACUGGUCACAAAGUUUGCGGCUGUUUUAGACAGCGUCCUCUCCAAGCUCUCGAGAUACGAUGAAGGGACAUUCUUCUCUUCAAUCCUCUCUUUCACAGUGAAAGCAGCUGCCAAAUAUGUGGAAGUCCCUAAACCAGGGAUGGAUCUGGCCGACACCUACAUCACCUUCAUACGGCAAAACCAGGACAUCCUCCGAGACUGCGUCAAUGACGAGCUGUACAUCGAGAAGGUGUUUGAUCAAUGGUACACGGGCUCCAUGAAGGCGGUGUGUGUGUGGCUGACAGACAGACUGGACCUGCAGCUGCACAUGUACCAACUGAAAACACUGAUCAAGAUUGUGAAGAAGACCUACCGUGACUUCAGGCUGCAGGGCGUCCUGGACGUCACGCUGAACAACAAGAGCUACGAGACCGUCUACAACCGGCUGACGGUGGAAGAAGCCACAGCAGCCGUCAAGUCGGUGGACGGCCUGCAGGGCAUCAGCAUGAGAGACAGCGAUGAGGAGGACAAUUGAACACACAUCACACCUUCCCACACCAUGUUGCUACCUGGUUAUGUUCCUCUGUAACGGAUCAGGACCUUCCAUCACUCUUAUGUUGUGGGUGAAAAGUUGCACAUGUGCAGUAGAGCUAACAUGUCAUUCAUCAGGAUUGAAGGUCCUGAUCUGGUUAGGAUGAACGCUCAGAUAGUGACACGUUCCUCGCCCCCCCCCCCCCCUUAACACGCUCAUAGCCCCGACACUGCAGAACAUGCGUGUUGAAACGAGGGAGAAUGUACAACAAACAGGAAGUCAUGGUGCGGCGUGGCAUCUGACGGACACUCUGGACGCUGCUGAGACCAACCUUGUCCUCCCUCUCGCCUGCAGGACAGGAAGCCCCGCCCUCCUCCAUGUGCAGCCAUACUCUGAUUGAUGUCACUUUGUACAGUAGAGCUCAGCGAUCGCCAAGACUGCAGCUCCUUCCUCUGUUCUUAUCAUCCACAGUUGUAGCUAAUCGUUCACAAUGGCUCCAGCAGCUCUGAAUCCCCAGAGUCUGACAACCACGCCGCCUUUUACGUCGUUUUUUAACUCACAGCAGCAAAACAUAAGCAAAAUCAACUAAAGAUGUUAUUAUGACAGGAAGCUUGGAAUUGUAAUUCUAUUUGGGAUUAUAUUUUACUCCACGUUUUUUCUUUUCUUCUAUUUGAUUAACUGAACACAACAUUUUGUCAAGUCAAAAUAUGGACGAACGGAACAGCUGGAGCAACAAAAUGUGUUCAACCUCCCUCUUUCUAACAUUUAACUACCUUCUUGAAAAGGUCAGCGUUGCAUUAUUUACACAUAUCCACAAACCUGUUAGUGUCCAAGUAUGUCAUAAUAUUUUAAAGAAGGGGCUUUUCUUCCUCCGACCAGAAAUGUUUGCUUGUCUUGUGGGCUUGCAUCUCAAGCCAACCUUUCUAACUGUUGGCCAGUUGGUUUGUCUUAAAGCUCACAGAGCUGACCAUGAACAAGCCAAGAGGACGUGUGCGCUCUAUACUUGUUUUACUUGAAUUAUUUUUAAAUUUGUUGGCGUAUCCUAGAUGUCUUAGUCUGAAAACGCUGUAUUCGAAAUAAGGCCUUAUUUCUCAAAUAUCCAAAUUGGAAUUUGCGGUUAACAUGACCCUUAUUAAACUCAGAGUCUUGUCGCUCAUUAUUGAAUUCUGUGCCCAGUACUUUCUAGAUUAAUUUCCUCUGGAUAUACAGGUUGAAUGCCCAACUGCCCAACCAACAACGGCAUUCUUUGGCCCCAUAGCGAUCCAUUCCUGUGGCUCCAUGCUCCAACAAAUCUGCCGCACACAAUUUACGUCAAAUUCCAAAGUUUUUCCUUUUAUGUAGCGAGGCAAAAGGUUAAAUGAGGGUGGUAAAUGUGUAUGUAGCAUCAAACAAUUAAUGUUUUAUGAACCAUGAUCAUGAUUGUUAUGAAAACUGUAGGGUUAUUAUGGUUUUAUUGCAGUUUAGGUCUUCAUCAUAGUUUUUUUCCCAUAAUUUCUACUAACAUUGUACUCUAAGUUAACAUCUGAGAUCUCUAAAAAUAAGUCAAGAGCAGUGGUGGAAGAAGUAUUCAGAUUCCUUACUGAAGUUAAAGUACCAAUAGCACACUAUGAAAUGACUCCACUAUAGUAAAAGUCCUGCGUUCAGAACUUACUGAAAUAAACUACAAAAGUAUCAGCAUCAAAAUGAACUUAAAGUAUCAAAAGUAAAAGUACUCGUUAUGCAGGAUGGACCCACUCAGAUUGUUUUAUAUGUUCUUAUUAUAUUAUUAUUAUUAUUGAUGGUUUUAUGUAAGCAGCGUUUUACGCUGUCAAUGUAGGGCUCAUCCUAACUAUUUAAUAUACUGUUAUGUGGUUUAAUUUAAAAACAUGCGUAACCAUUUUAAAUUGAUCAUGUUUUUAUGUUAAAUCUCGACCUGAAAAUUAGUAAAUCUGUCAGCUAAAUGUAGUGGAGUAAGAAGUACAAUAUUUACCCCUAAAAUCUAGUGAAGUAGAAAGUCACAAAUGUGGAAAUACUCAAGUAAAGUACAAGUACCUUAAAAGUCUAUUUAAGAACAAUACUUAC
This is a messenger RNA of Centropristis striata (black sea bass), 6169 nucleotides long. It is a transcript of the gene cadps2, whose product is annotated as Ca++-dependent secretion activator 2. The transcript has 30 exons. Gene Ontology annotation, biological process: dense core granule exocytosis; synaptic vesicle exocytosis; positive regulation of exocytosis. NCBI's taxonomy places the organism in Eukaryota, Metazoa, Chordata, Actinopteri, Perciformes, Serranidae. Gene Ontology annotation, cellular component: glutamatergic synapse. The record is from RefSeq and is a predicted model, not a curated record. The coding region runs from base 176 to 4111 and encodes 1311 amino acids.